AUGUCCACCACCGUCACCUCCUCCGCCGCGGCCGCCAGCGCCAGCACCGCCUGCGCCGCCCAGCUCUACAACCAGCCCAACCAGGACAACACGUGCGCGCUCCGCUACACGGAUCGUUACCUCCCCAUGAUGGAGAAGUGCUGCGGCGACGCAAAGAUCGUUAGCUACUACGACGACUGCGGUAUCUACUGCGUCGCCCUCGACCAGACCAUCGACGACCUCAGCAGUUGCCUCUUCAAAGCGGGCGCCGCCGACGCCGACGUCUUUUGCAGCGGAAACAACAAGACCACAAUGACAAAGGACGCCGAGGUCCCCGCCACCGCCCAGGCGAGCGUUGUUUCCAGCAAGGACGAUGACGAUAAGGAUGGUGAUGACAAGGAUAGCUCUUCUGCUGCUUCCACUGGCACAGCUACCGGCACUGCUUCUUCCAGCAGCGAGACUUCCUCCGAGACUGGUAACGCUGCACCUUCUUUGGCGCCCAAGAGCGGAAUGAACACUGUCGGCCUUGCCAUCGGUGCUCUGCUCUUUUCCUCUUUCGCUGCUGGUAUUUUCCAGCUGUAA
This is a messenger RNA of Fusarium pseudograminearum CS3096, 561 nucleotides long. RefSeq lists its product as uncharacterized. Lineage: Eukaryota; Fungi; Ascomycota; Sordariomycetes; Hypocreales; Nectriaceae. Bases 1 to 561 code for a protein of 186 amino acids. The transcript has a single exon. The record is from RefSeq and is a predicted model, not a curated record.